Radiomyces spectabilis is the source of this 597-nucleotide messenger RNA. RefSeq lists its product as uncharacterized. NCBI's taxonomy places the organism in Eukaryota, Fungi, Mucoromycota, Mucoromycetes, Mucorales, Radiomycetaceae. The record is from RefSeq and is a predicted model, not a curated record. The transcript has a single exon. Bases 1 to 597 code for a protein of 198 amino acids.
AUGGAUGAUUCUUCUCAUUCUGGCAAUAUGGGCACUGUCAUUCUGUUCAAAAAGGUGUGCCCGGAUUGUGAGGAACAAUUCAACAGGUUUCAGGAUAUGAAACGGCACAUAUUCAGUAAGCAUGGCAAGGAUCUCACACCACGCACGAACAAAGACCAUGGCAAGUCGGUAGACGGAUUUCCAGUGCAUGUCUACAACGAAAGCAAUGUGAAGAAAUACACGAAACAAAGGACGACAGUCAUCAUCAAGUUCGCCUGUCCAAGCUGUAAUGGUCUGUUUAACGAGGCUUCAGAACUCUCGCAUCAUGUCAACAACAAUCAUAUAAAGAUACCACCAUCGCUUGAGGACGUUCCCCCUGCCGAAAACCGGUGGCUCGUACAGGGUCACGAUGUGUCAACAAAAUUUCACGACUAUCGCCAAAUGUGUAUCCUUGCAUCGCGUACGACAGAUUUUGCCAUCGAAACCCACUUCAACGAACUUUUGGCCAUGUCUGGUAUCCUGGUCUUGCAGCGACGGGACAGCUAUAAGGAUUUGCCGGCCGAUGUUUUUCCUCCCUCCUUGCUGACAGCUGCGCGCAACGAAACUCGCAAGCUAUAG